GCUGUUCGACAGAACUAAUUGCAAAAGAAUUUAGUUGAAGCUCGUUCUUGACUGAACAAUAUUUAACAGGAAUUAAAUUUUCCUAGUUAAAUUUAAAAAGGAGAAAUGUUUAGUACAACGGUUUUAGAUUUUUUCUGCAUUCCUUUUAUUGUAUUUAUAUCAUUUUUGAUUACUUUGUCUGCAGUGAACAAAUCUGUUGGAGUUCGAAGAGCCUACGUUAAACUUUUGUUGAAGAUAUUUGAGUUUGGGCGACUAAGUAUAGAAUCUGCAGCGAAUGAGCGUCAAAACAAAGAUAGUGAGACCGUCUUUAGUGCGGCAAUAGAUCUCAAGUCGAAUGACCUCAACAUCUCCAACUUCAAAAACGCGGGAACUAGUAUACCCACUACAAAUGGGAAUACACUUAUUAGUAGAGACAGCGUGUUGCUUCCAACAUCUAACGAGCUUGCCACUUCUGAUGCUGAUAUCUCUUCGAAAGAUGAAGAACUCCGUUUUAAUUUGGAAAAAUGCCUAGAUUAUAUAAAAGCAGGCGUUGAGUCAAUAAUCGAGGAUGAAGUUACUUCUCGUUUUGAAGCUGAGGAGUUGAAAAGCUGGAAUCUCUUAACACGUACAAAUCGUCACUACGAAUUUAUAUCGUGGAAAAUAACGCUGAUAUGGAUGACAGGCUUCGCGGUGCGCUACUUUAUUUUGAUGCCUCUACGAGUUUUCGUUUGCUUUGUUGGCGUCUUUAUUGCAGUCAUUGCUAACAGUUUAGUUGCGCUGAUUCCCCUCGAAUUUCUUCGACAUCCUCUUGCCGAUUUAGCAUUUAAGCUUACAUUUCGACUAAUGACUCGAUCUCUGUCGGCAGUUAUUACAUUUCACAACACAGAAUUUAAACCUAAAAGUUCUGGUUUUUGUGUAGCAAAUCACACAUCUCCCUUGGACGUGGCAAUUCUUUCAACUGACUGUACUUUCUCUUUGGUAGUUUGGUUGACUGUUUGUACGGCGAUAGUUGGAUAUAUUAAAGAUGGUGAAUAUAAAAGACGAAUGGUAGAUCAAGUUCUUGGUCAUUGCUUUUCGUUGCUUUCCAGUGCAAUUUCAGCCGUUAUUUAUUAUCAUAAUGAAGAAAAUCGGCCCACGAAUGGAAUUUGUGUGGCAAACCAUACAAGCCCAAUAGAUGUUUUAGUACUUAUGUGUGACAAAACGUAUUCCCUGAUCGGACAACGACACGGCGGAUUCUUAGGUCUACUGCAAAGGGCAUUGGCGCGGGCGUCUCCGCAUAUAUGGUUUGAAAGAGGAGAAGCUAAGGAUCGACAUGCAGUAGCGGAGCGCCUUAAGCAACACGUAUCAAAUCCAAAUAAUCCUCCUAUAUUGAUAUUCCCAGAGGGAACAUGUAUAAACAACACAUCUGUUAUGCAAUUCAAAAAAGGAAGUUUUGAAGUGGGGGGAGUCAUAUAUCCGGUAGCAAUAAAAUAUGAUCCCCGUUUUGGGGACGCAUUCUGGAAUAGUUCAAAAUUCUCGAUGAUGCAAUAUCUGUAUAUGAUGAUGACAUCUUGGGCUAUUGUAUGUGAUGUUUGGUAUUUGCCACCCAUGUACAGGCAGGAAGGGGAAUCAGCUAUAGAUUUUGCAAAUCGUGUCAAAAGUGUAAUUGCUAAACAAGGCGGCCUAGUAGACCUAGUUUGGGACGGUCAACUUAAAAGAAUGAAACCAAAGAAGGAGUGGAAAGAAAUGCAGCAAAUAGAAUUUGCUAAACGUUUGAAAGGGGACUAACCAUUCGUUUAUGCACUAAAUUUAAACCUAUUUCUUAAAACAUAUUACAUUCGCCCGUAUUACAACACACCUAUUGGUUUUUGUUUUUUUUUUUUGUUAUUUCGAUACAAAGAAGUAUGUAUCGUAAAUAAAAUGGUGUCGGUGUAGAGAUAACUGUAAAUAUGUGUAAAAAAAAGUAUAUAACUUUUAUUCGCCGACCAAAAAGAAUUGUCAUAGCGCAACUAAGUUUAAAUAUUUUUAAAGAAAAUAAAAACCUUAUCAAUGUAAUAAACUUUUAGAAAUGGCUUUUGUUUCAUUGUAUUAUUGUAUAUAUUAAGUUACUUAUGUGAAGGGAAAUAUUGUAUAACAAUAAAAAUAUAAUGAUCAGCCAGCAUUUAAAAAGAUUUUCCAAAUUUUGAGUAGAUAUUUAAUAUGUAAAACACUAGAAUAAAUAAUAACCACAUGCGGAAAACUAUCAUAGAGAGUUGGAUAUAUUGCAAAAUAAAUAAAAAGAAAAUUGUUCAAUGUUUCUCACUGCAC
Molecule: messenger RNA, 2265 nt
Organism: Ceratitis capitata (Mediterranean fruit fly)
Lineage: Eukaryota; Metazoa; Arthropoda; Insecta; Diptera; Tephritidae
Gene: Gpat4
Product: glycerol-3-phosphate acyltransferase 3
Exons: 7
Coding region: 106-1746 (546 amino acids)
Biological process (GO): triglyceride biosynthetic process
Cellular component (GO): endoplasmic reticulum
Molecular function (GO): glycerol-3-phosphate O-acyltransferase activity
Source: RefSeq, a predicted model, not a curated record